Molecule: messenger RNA, 579 nt
Organism: Drosophila sulfurigaster albostrigata
Lineage: Eukaryota; Metazoa; Arthropoda; Insecta; Diptera; Drosophilidae
Product: general odorant-binding protein 99a-like
Exons: 2
Coding region: 123-548 (141 amino acids)
Biological process (GO): sensory perception of smell
Molecular function (GO): odorant binding
Source: RefSeq, a predicted model, not a curated record
AUCGAGGAACUUUGACCCCAUUUCAAGCUGACGAUCUUAUGUGCUACACAUAUAAAUAUAGGCAACCGAUUCGUUGAUCGUUUAGUUUCAUUUUUUUAUUCAGCUUUAACGGUUCCUAUUCAAUGUUCAAGUAUUUUGUAGUUUGUCUAGCACUCUGUUCAUUGGCCGUUAGUGAACGGGAGCGAAAAAGUGGGAGUGAAAUCAACGCGGAUGUUAAAAAAUGCUUCAAAGAGCAUCCAUUGACUGCGGAGCAGACCGCUCAGAUAAAGCUGAUGGAGAUACCCGAUGUGCCUGAGGUGCGUCCAUUUCUGCUGUGCUUUUCCCUGGCGCUGGAUAUCUUCUCCAUCCCCGAGGGGUUUAAUGUCGAUCGCAUGCGCGAUCUGAUCCUCACGGAUCUGAGUGAUGACGAGAAACUGCAAAUUAUCCACAAAUGCGUGGAUCGUAACGAGCAGAAGAGCCCUGCUGGUGAGUGGGCAUUCCGUGUUCACAAGUGUCUUGUUACCAGCAAAAUUGGCGGUCGUGCUAAAGCCAAAAAGGCUAAGGCCUAAGACCCAAAUAAACUUGAAUGAAACAUUUUAA